AUGGUCCAUCUCGCCAAGGUCCACCACGACGAAGAAGAGCCGAAUCCGAUCGUCUCGCGCGUCGACUCCAUCAAGCUCGACACCGUUGACGAUGAUGGCUUCUACUCCACCGUAUACGGCACGCGGUUCGCUGCCGAGCAGCUGCCCCAGACCGAGAUGCCCGAGAAGGAGAUGCCCCGCGAGGUUGCCUACCGCAUGAUCAAGGAUGAGUUGAGUUUGGAUGGGAAUCCGAUGCUCAAGUACGUUCUGUUCCUGUGGCGAUUGAUCAGCGAGGAAGAGGCCGAAAAACUGAUGACCGACUCAUUCAGCAAAAACUUCAUCGACUACGAAGAAUACCCCCAGUCCGCUGAGAUCCAGAACCGAUGCGUCAACAUGAUCGCCCGCCUGUUCAACGCCCCCGUGAGCAAGGAGGAGGACCGCCCCAUCGGCACCUCGACCAUUGGCUCGUCCGAGGCCAUCAUGUUGGGCACGCUGGCGAUGAAGCGGCGCUGGCAGAACAAGCGCAAGGCCGAGGGCAAGGACUACUCGCGCCCCAACAUCGUCAUGAACAGCGCCGUGCAGGUGUGCUGGGAGAAGGCCGCGCGCUACUUCGACAUCGAGGAGCGCUACGUUUACUGCACCGCGGACCGCUACGUGAUCGACCCGCAGCAGGCCGUCGACCUGAUCGAUGAGAACACCAUCGGCAUCUGCGCCAUCCUGGGCACCACGUAUACCGGCGAAUACGAAGACGUGAAGGCCAUCAACGACCUCCUGGUCGAGCGUGACCUGGACGUCCCCAUCCACGUCGACGCCGCCAGCGGCGGCUUCGUCGCCCCCUUCAUCAACCCCAGCCUGCAGUGGGACUUCCGUCUGGAAAAGGUUGUCUCGAUCAACGUCUCGGGCCACAAGUACGGGCUGGUGUACCCCGGCGUCGGCUGGGUGGUCUGGCGGUCGCCCGAAUUCCUCCCCAAGGAGCUGAUCUUUAACAUCAACUAUCUGGGCGCCGAACAGGCCAGUUUCACCCUCAACUUCUCCAAGGGCGCGUCCCAGGUCAUCGGCCAGUACUACCAGAUGAUCCGGCUGGGGAAGCGCGGAUACCGCUCCAUCAUGGUCAACAUCACGCGGAUCGCUGACUACUUGGCCGAGCAACUGGAGAAACUGGGUUUCAUCAUCCUGAGCCAGCGGCGCGGCCACGGACUGCCCCUGGUGGCGUUCCGCUUGUCGCCGGACCGCAAGGAACAAUAUGAUGAGUUUGCGCUGGCGCACCAGCUGCGCGAACGGGGCUGGAUCAUUCCUGCCUACACGAUGGCGCCGCACAGCAACGAGCUGAAGCUGAUGCGGGUUGUCGUGCGGGAGGAUUUCAGCAUGAACCGGUGUGACGCUCUGCUGUCUGAUAUCAGGCUGGCCUUGCGGACGCUGAGUGAUAUGGACAAGGCGAUGCUGGAGAAAUAUACCCAGUACGUUCUUGAUCCACCCGAAAGAGAAGAAGGGGAAGAAGAAGAAGAAGAAGAAGAAGAAGUGGAGAGAAAGACAGUGCUAAUUGUUACUCGCAGACAUGUUCAGAGGCACACCACCAAGUCUCACCAGGCCAAGCAUAACCAUCCCCAUUACAAGAAUGAGACGCAUUCCUUGCAGGGCAAGACCGGGAAGACCCAUGGAGUGUGCUAG
This is a messenger RNA of Aspergillus clavatus NRRL 1, 1647 nucleotides long. RefSeq names its product glutamate decarboxylase. Gene Ontology annotation, biological process: L-glutamate catabolic process. Gene Ontology annotation, cellular component: cytosol. The transcript has 2 exons. The coding region runs from base 1 to 1647 and encodes 548 amino acids. Gene Ontology annotation, molecular function: pyridoxal phosphate binding; glutamate decarboxylase activity. NCBI's taxonomy places the organism in Eukaryota, Fungi, Ascomycota, Eurotiomycetes, Eurotiales, Aspergillaceae. The record is from RefSeq and is a predicted model, not a curated record.